Molecule: messenger RNA, 1070 nt
Organism: Cicer arietinum (chickpea)
Lineage: Eukaryota; Viridiplantae; Streptophyta; Magnoliopsida; Fabales; Fabaceae
Source: RefSeq, a predicted model, not a curated record
AGACUCGCUAGGUUUGCCAAACCAAUUCCCCAAAGGGGUCCUUUCUGGGACUCAACCAAACCCUAGCACCCUCUCUUCAUUCUUAUUUCCCCCAAACAAACAUGUCUUCCUCGUCCUCUCGUGAAAAGUCACGUGGACCUGUUCUACGUUCACUUUCACCCUCUGGUAGAUUUUGUUCCUAUACAACUUCAAGUUCCCCUUUCUCUACACCUUCAUCAGCUUUCGCUUCUUCCACCAACGCUAGCUUUUCAUCUCACUCGUCCGCUUUUUUUACCCAUGACCAUCACUACCAUCAUCAUCAUCAUAAUAGUCAUCACCGUUCAGCUUCACCCACACGUGUCAAUCUAUACAGCAAUAACCCACUUUCAUCUGGAGUCCGGUUUUCAAUCGAUUCCCGGUCCAUCUCACCGAACCGGCCAAUUUCGAAUCAAAUCAUUACCACGAAAAAGAACCGUCCAAUUUCGGCUCAGAAAAAGACGUGUAUGUGUUCACCAACGAAUCAUCCCGGUUCGUUCCGAUGCAGUCUCCACAAGAACAACGGAAACAACAACAGCGCAGAUUCGUAUCCUUCGAAUCGUCUCAACAUGCGUAGAUCGGCGAUGAAGAAUUCGCUUGUCAGGAUCGGUGGCGUUGAAGGUGAAUGGGUGAAAAGAGCUUUAACUGCAUUGAUUCGACCUUCUUCGCAUCAACAGAGGAGGAGAUCGGCAUUCGAGCCAAGACCUAGUCGUCUCUCCGUCAUGUCCAAGGCUGAAGAUCUUUGAAUUUUGCCUGUUUUUCAUUUUUCAGGUUCGAUCCUGUUAAUCACGCUUUUGCGGUGGUGCUGUUCCCCCACUGCGUCGAUUCGCCGCCAGAUUGAUACAUUCCAGCGAAGAUGUUAGGUAAAAGCGUGCCCUCUCCGGCGAGUUUUGGUUAAAUUGAAGAAUCAGAUAGCGGCAACAACCGUAGAAGAUUUUCUGCAUAGAUCUUAUUGAGAUUGGACACUUCAUCACUAUUGCAUUUUGUACAUAAACAUUUGCUAUGGAAGCUGAGAAUUUUGGACCUUUUUUAUUAAUUUUUCCAGUCACUGAAAA